AUGUAUCGAAAUAUAAUAAAUAAUAAUCAACAACAACAACAAGAUUCAUUACCAACAAAUAUUUAUUGGUCAAAUGAUAACCAAAAAAUAAUUGAAGGGGUAGGGAAUAAUACAAAUAAUUUUUAUCAAUCACCAAACAAUAAUUGUUUAUAUUCUUCCUCUAAUAACACAACAAUUAAUUCUUUACAACAACCUCCCUCCUCUAAUAAUGAAUACAUGAAAAGUGUUUUGGCUGCUGCACAAUGGGCUGAAGCUAAUCAAGCGGCGGCUGCGGCAGCUGGGUAUAUUUAAAUUUUGAAGAAAGUUUGGGGUUAAAUAAGUAAGAGAAUGGUGAAAGUGGUUGUAUCUGGCAAACAUUGUGACCUACUAGAAGUUAUUGCUAAGCUCUCGUAUAGGUGCCCUACCAAUCGAGCUAUAAUUUAUUUUGUUGUGAAUACCUGUCCUUUCCAAACUAUUUUUAAGAAAAAUAUAACCUUAACAAAAAAAGCCUUUUUUGACAUU
Molecule: messenger RNA, 501 nt
Organism: Meloidogyne enterolobii
Lineage: Eukaryota; Metazoa; Nematoda; Chromadorea; Rhabditida; Meloidogynidae
Source: the annotation of a GenBank genome assembly